AUGGUGGUAGACACCCAGGACGAGAUGAUCGUCCAACCGACCCUAAGCGAGAAGGAUCAAGUCACAGAGAUCAAUCCAGAACAACUGGACAACGAUGCUGAGAAUCUCGAGAGCGCUAUCUUAGCUACCGAUUUUGAGGCUAUGAAAGAAAUAGUGCUGCCACCUCUCCUAGACGAGCCUAAGAUUUUAGAAGAUGUCGUCAAUACAUGGACCGUACAAAACUGGAGGGCCCUCUCCAAGAAGGAGCAUGGCCCCGUAUUUGAAGCCGGUGGACACCCAUGGCGAAUUCUCCUCUUUCCGUUUGGAAAUGGCGUUGACCAGUCUUCAGUAUAUCUUGAGCAUGGCUUCCCAGAUGCCAAUAGUAUACCUGAGGACUGGAGCUGCUGUGUACAGUUCGGGCUGGUCAUGUGGAAUAUUAAUGACCCAUCCCUCUUCUACCAUCACACAGCCCAUCACCGCUUUACAAAGGAGGAGAGUGAUUGGGGUUUUACGCGGUUCCUCGAGUUAAGGAAAAUGUUCCAGCAACCAUGGGAUAAUUCUGGCCGCCCGCUCGUCGAGAACGACUCCGUCAAUAUCACCGCCUACGUCAGAGUGGUCGAAGAUGAGACUGGUGUGUUAUGGCACAACUUCAAUAACUACGAUUCUAAGAAGGAAACCGGGUAUGUUGGUCUAAAGAACCAGGGUGCCACAUGCUACCUUAAUUCGCUAUUACAGUCGCUAUUCUUCACAAAUGCUUUUCGAAAGGCCGUUUACGAAAUCCCGACGGCGGAAGACGAGAGCAUAACUAAUAGCGCUUACGCCCUCCAGAGACUAUUUUAUCAGCUCCAAAUUUCAAAUCAGGCCGUGAGUACCAACGAGCUAACGAAAUCGUUCGGCUGGGACACACGACAUAUCUUUGAGCAACAAGAUGUGCAGGAACUCUCCCGCAAGCUAAUUGAACGUAUGGAGGAGAGGAUGAAGGGCACUGCAGCGGAAGACGCUCUUCCACGUAUGCUCAGCGGCAAGAUAAAAACGUACGUUUCCUGCAUUGACGUUGAAUAUGAAUCCAGCCGAGUCGAAGACUUCUGGGAUAUCCAACUCAACGUUCGGGGAAUACCAAAUCUCGAGGAGAGUUUCAGAGAUUAUAUUCAACAGGAGACUCUUGAUGGCGACAACAAGUAUUGGGCAGGCGACGAAUUCAAAUAUCAGGACGCUCGUAAGGGUGUAAUAUUUAAGAGCUUUCCCGAAGUAUUACAUCUCCAUUUAAAGCGGUUCGAGUACGAUAUCCAACGCGAUACGAUGAUGAAGAUCAACGACCGUUUCGAAUUCCCCGAGGUUCUAGACCUGAAACCUUACCUUGACCAGGAUGCGGACAAGUCCGAACCGUGGGUAUAUAAACUGCAUGGUGUCCUGGUGCACAGUGGUGAUUUGAAUGCGGGUCACUACUAUGCCUAUCUUAAGCCCAACAAGGACGGCUGGUUCUACAAGUUCGACGACGACAAAGUCACAAAGGCCACCAUCCGAGAGACACUGGAGGAGAAUUUCGGGGGUGAAUACCCAGCCUCUUUUUUACAGUCUCGCACAGGCCUCCAAAAGAAGUCUCCGAUUAUGCGUCAGAUGAGUGCGUAUAUGUUGGUCUAUAUCCGAGAGUCUCGGCUGGAUCAAGUUUUGACGCCAGUCAAGAACGAAGAUUGCCCGCCACAUCUCCAAAAACGUCUGGAUGAGGAGGCGGCUGCACGUGAGGCCAAGAGAAGAGAACGUGAAGAGCAACAUCUUUAUGUUCCUAUUAAAAUUGUUACGGAAGAAACGUUCAAGCAUCACGGUUCCACCGACCUUGCAAACUUCGACUCUGACCCUGCCGAAGAUCCAGCAGCCCCUAGGUUUUACAACCUCAAAAGAAGCCUUCGCGUCGAAGAUUUUAUUGCAGAUGAGUUUGCCAAGAAAAACGGAUUAGAUCCCAAGAGAAUUCGCUUGUGGGUUAUGGUAAAUCGCCAGAAUAAGACCACCAGACCUGAUCAGCCGAUUAUGAACGUGUCGGUGCAACUAGGCGAUAUUUGCAAGCAAAUGGUCACGACAAAUAGAGAUUCUGCCUUGAAACUGUGGGCGGAAGUUGCAGAAGAGGUUGAUGCUGAAGGACAAGCUAUUUGGCCCACAUAUCAGGGCAAUGCCAACGAUGUGGUCGUUAAGAACGACUUGAUUCUUCUCUUCUUGAAGCACUUCGACGCUGAGAGGCAAGUUCUCGAAGGAGUAGGUCAUAUCUAUGUAAGCAAGGAGAAGAAAGUUGAAGAUCUAGUGCCCGUGAUCGCCAAGAAGAUGGGCUGGGGCGACAAGUUACCCUCGGGAGAACAGCUGUCUAUGUGGGAGGAGAUUAAGCCGGCAAUGAUCGAGAGUCUUAAGGCGAAACAAACCUUGAAAGCUGCUGAGCUCCAGGACGGCGAUAUCGUAUGCUUCCAGAGAAUCGCCGAGCGGAAAUCGGGCGAACUUCUCGGGAAGAUCCCUCGUCUUGGAGAUAAGAACUCGGAAGAGACGCCUAAACGAUGGGACCGAUAUGAUGAUGCCAAGGGAUUUUACGACUUCCUCUGCAACAAGCGAGAAGUUCGCUUCGAUCCUCACCCUCGCUGCGAGAAAACUGAUUAUAAGAGCUUUAUUCUUACACUAAGCACGAAAAUUACUUACGAUCAACUUUCGGAGAGAGUAGGCGAAGAGUUAGGUGUAGAUCCUACUCAUAUCCGCUUCUUCACUGCCAACGCUUCCACAGGAAGUCCCAAGGCGGCAGUCAGGAGGGCUGUCAGCCAAAACCUCGGUACCAUACUGAAUCCAAAUAACUACACUCAACAGACGAUGCAGACCAAGCCCAAUUCUCUCUUCUUCGAAGUUCUAGAUAUGAGUCUUGCAGAACUAGAUACGAAAAAGAAUGUUAAGGUGACUUGGUUGAGUGAAGGCAUGACGAAGGCCGAAACAUUUGACGUCUUGGUAAAUAAGCAAGGGCAUAUUGAAGAUCUUGUGCAGGCCUUCGUAAAGAAGGCGCAGAUCAAGGAUGAACGCGAGGGUGGUCGAAUUCGGGUCUACGAAAUUCAUCACCACAAAUUUCACCGGGAACUCGUGCCUAACUAUCCAGUUCUUAGUAUUAAUGAUUACACCGACGUGAUAGCGGAACGAAUUCCGGAAGAGGAAGUGGACGCUGACGAAAGAGAUUUUAUUAAGGUCAUUCAUUUCCAGAAUGACGCUAGUCGGGUCCACGGAAUCCCUUUCAAAUUCCUCCUCAAAGAGGGUGAACCAUUCUCCGAGACAAAGAAGCGACUAGAGAACCGAACGGGCAUCAAGGGCAAGGCUUUCGAAAAGAUCAAAUUCGCAAUAGUGCGACGAUUCCAGAAGCCGGCUUAUAUCAACGACGAGGAUGUGCUUUUCGAUGAAGGAGGCACGAUAGAAGACGACGUCGUGCUUGGGCUAGACCACCUGGAUCGUUCAAGAACAACGCGGAAUGGGGGAGAAAUGUUCCUCAAGUAGAUUCUCCUACAUAUUUCAUCGAAGCCUGCUAUGAGGAGCGAGAAUGUGCUCCCUGUGUCCCCUUGAGGGCCAGCUAAGUAUCACGGAAGGAACUCGUUGAGGAUCCCGGCCGAUGACUGAUAACCGACGACCCGGACAUACCUUUUGUAUUAAGUAGGUACCUGUUAUUGGGUUUCUGCGACGUUUUCCUCUCAUCCUCGAAGACAUGCAGGAGGUUCAAAGCAUGCAUCGAGCAAAGCAAAGAGGGAUCAGCCGGGGGGCAAAGGUCAAUUGGACCUCUUAGUACAGCAUGGUUAGUCGGACAAGAUAAUACGGAAGGGUAGUCACACAGAAACAUGUCCGGGGUAAAUCGGAUAAGGUUUUGGGGCAAGUUGGGCGUCUUCUCAUGGAGUAGCACGACAGUGGCAAAACUGACGGUAGGCUUUUGACCUGGGCAUUGAAUUCGUGGAUCUAGAUACGAAAAGACCCCAGGGUCCGGGCAAAGUUAGGGCCUGCUCUACAUACAACUGAGUUCAAUCCUUUGCAGGGCAUGCAUGAAUAGAAUUGUUGUAUAGAAAAUUUAC
Daldinia vernicosa is the source of this 4049-nucleotide messenger RNA. Its product is annotated as cysteine proteinase. The record is from RefSeq and is a predicted model, not a curated record. Gene Ontology annotation, biological process: regulation of protein stability; protein deubiquitination. The coding region runs from base 1 to 3486 and encodes 1161 amino acids. Gene Ontology annotation, cellular component: cytosol; nucleus. The transcript is spliced from 8 exons. NCBI's taxonomy places the organism in Eukaryota, Fungi, Ascomycota, Sordariomycetes, Xylariales, Hypoxylaceae. Gene Ontology annotation, molecular function: cysteine-type deubiquitinase activity; protein binding; cysteine-type endopeptidase activity.